Molecule: messenger RNA, 1793 nt
Organism: Capsicum annuum
Lineage: Eukaryota; Viridiplantae; Streptophyta; Magnoliopsida; Solanales; Solanaceae
Product: diacylglycerol kinase 7
Exons: 12
Coding region: 98-1546 (482 amino acids)
Molecular function (GO): ATP-dependent diacylglycerol kinase activity
Source: RefSeq, a predicted model, not a curated record
UCUUUAGCGCCUUCCUUUUUAUAUACUCUUCUUCUUCUUCUUAUACUGUUUCUUCUUUUGUACACAAUUCUAUUUUGCAAUUCCCCUGAGUAAUCGAAUGGAUACGACGGAGACGACGACGGAGACGGCGAGUCGGAGAACGGCGUCGGCGAGGUCAUCGGUUGUAGAGUCGAUAAAAGGUUUUACUUUAGCCGGAGUUAGGAUUUCGAAGGAGGAUCUACGGAAGAGGAUUACUAUGCCAGAGUAUUUAAGGCUAGCGAUGAUUAAAACUAUGCAGAGUAAAGACGUCGACACUGUAAAUUAUGCCGGUGUCGUCGCCGGAGCAGAGAUUCCUCAGCCUCCGGAAGCGCCGAUCGUCGUGUUUAUUAAUUCAAAAAGUGGUGGAAGACACGGACCGCAACUUAAAGCUAGGUUACAGGAACUCAUGGGUGAACAACAGGUUUUUGACCUUUCAGUUGUGAAGCCUCAUGAGUUCGUUCAAUAUGGAUUGAGUUGCCUGGAGAAGUUUGCUGCUCUUGGUGACAGCUGCGCAAAAGUGACUCGUGAAAGGAUAAGAGUCGUGGCAGCAGGAGGUGAUGGCACCGUUGGAUGGGUUCUUGGAUGCCUUGGAGAGCUUAAGAAACAGGGUCGAGAGCCAGUUCCACCCACAGGAGUAAUCCCUCUUGGCACAGGAAAUGACUUAUCCAGGAGUUUUGGAUGGGGGGGCUCAUUUCCUUUUAACUGGAAGUCAGCUACAAAAAGUAUUCUUGACAGAGUUGCAACAGGUUCAAUUAGCCGUCUGGAUAGUUGGAAUCUUUUACUAUCAAUGCCGUCCGGGGAAAAACUGGAAACACCUCAUUCUAUGAAACCUACUGGGGAUGUAUCUCUUGAUCAGGGAUUGGAUAUUGAUGGUGAGUUGCCUAAGAAGUUGUCCAACUAUCAAGGAGUAUACUACAAUUACUUUAGCAUAGGAAUGGAUGCACAGGUAGCCUAUGGCUUCCAUCAUUUACGGAAUGAAAAACCAUACCUUGCACAAGGUCCCAUAUCAAAUAAGUUGAUUUACUCAGGUUAUAGUUGCAUGCAAGGCUGGUUCUUUACACCAUGUAGCAGUGACCCUUGUUUGAGGGGAUUGAAUAAUAUUUUGCGACUAUAUGUUAAGAAGGCCAACAGCUCAAAGUGGGAGCAAGUCUCUGUUCCUUCAAGUGUUCGGUCUAUAGUCACCCUGAAUCUCCCUAGCUAUGGCGGUGGACGGAAUCCAUGGGGACAUUUGAAGCCAGAGUACUUGGAGAAGAGGGGUUUUGUGGAAGCCCAUCCAGACGAUGGUUACAUUGAAAUUUUUGGCCUAAAGCAAGGAUGGCAUGCUUCUAUGGUUAUGGUUGAGCUCAUCUCUGCAAAACACAUGGCCCAGGCUUCAGCAAUUAGAUUUGAGUUGCGUGCAGGAGAGUGGGAUCAAGUUUAUAUGCAAAUGGACGGUGAGCCAUGGAAACAACCAAUUAACAAAGAAUAUUCAACCUUCGUUGAAAUUAAGAGGGUACCAUUUCAGUCUCUCAUGGUCAACGGGAAGUAGAAUUUUAUUGUCCUUUUCCUUUUUUGAUAACCAUGGUGUCUGGGCUAGCUUUCGCGCACCUAGUUGUGUAAAGCAUUUUAUCCACCAUUAUAUUCAGAACAAAUUAGGUCACAACACUGUUGCUUGUCGGUCUAUGUACGUACAAUAUGUAUAUUAUAGUGUCCUGAUUAUGUAGCAAAAAUGAGUUACAUAAACAUUAUAGUGUGAUUUUUCCAUGAUAUUGAAACAAAUCCUUUUUACCCCGACA